AUGGCUUACCAAAACUAUCCACUAAUCUUUAGGGAUGGAGGCCAUGAACUGCAUCAAUGGUUGGACAUAGUCGGAAACAAAAACCACAUCAUCAAGUCAAAGAUCCAGAGUGGUGGCAUGCUUUUCGUUCGUUACGAGUACAGUGCGCAAGGGCGACCGCGUUUUGGAGUGAGCUUGGGCCUAUUUGUUGAUUGCUUGAACACGUUUUCAGUUCCUGGACAUUCAAGCACAAUUGAUAGUCAAUACCCGGGUCCUAAUAUGCAGCUACUUCUUGAGUCUGUUGAUUCAUGGGAUGCAGGCAUCUAUGCAGAGAUCAGAACAAGGAUCCCAGAUACAGUUUCAUGGGAUUACAAUUUAGAACCUGCAGGGAGCACGCCACUUACUUUUACCGUUAAGUCUGCCGCACUGAAGGAAGCUAUUGAUGAUCUUGAAUGGCCUGGUUCAAGCAUCCUGAUCACAUUACAACCAGUUCCUCCUACUGUUACCUUGAGAGGUAAUGGACAUGAAGAUCUGCAGAUAGACUUCAUGUGUUAUGUAAAUGCGGAUCUUUUGAUGGCAUGUCAUUGUGAUCGCCAAGUUUCUCAUAGUUAUAAAUACAAGUUCCUCAAAGCAACAACUUUGAACAUACCUGGUAGCGUCAUCAAAGAUAAUAGGGGAAGCAAGUUGACUAUUGGGAGAGGUGGAAUGCUGAAAGUUCAGCACCUAGUUUCAGUGGCAAGAUCAUCCAUUCCUCACCCGCAUAUCAAUUCUGCUGGCUAUCAGCGUCCAAGUCGUAUUGCUUAUAUUGAAUUCUUCGUGAAACCAGAGGAAGAUGAGGACACUGAGAAUGACUAG
Messenger RNA from Ziziphus jujuba (common jujube), 834 nucleotides. RefSeq lists its product as uncharacterized. Bases 1 to 834 code for a protein of 277 amino acids. Gene Ontology annotation, biological process: DNA repair; DNA damage checkpoint signaling. Lineage: Eukaryota; Viridiplantae; Streptophyta; Magnoliopsida; Rosales; Rhamnaceae. Gene Ontology annotation, cellular component: checkpoint clamp complex. The record is from RefSeq and is a predicted model, not a curated record. The transcript has 6 exons.